Molecule: messenger RNA, 678 nt
Organism: Parascedosporium putredinis
Lineage: Eukaryota; Fungi; Ascomycota; Sordariomycetes; Microascales; Microascaceae
Source: the annotation of a GenBank genome assembly
AUGCAGCUUCAAGGACUCCUCACAACCUUCUCCGGCCUCGUGGCCCUGAGCGGCCUCGCCACCGCCGUGCCCGUGGAGAAGAGAGCCGUGAUCGCGCAUGAUGCCGUAGCGGCAUUUGCAGAGACGGUGCCCUCGGGCACGAUUGGCCAGCUGUACCUCAAGUACAAGCCGCUUCUCAAGGUGUUCAACGGAUGCCGGCGGUCUCUCCCCUCUGGGUCUCCCGAGGGCGGCUGCUCCAGUAGCACCGGACAGGUCUAUGCCCGCAGCGCGACGUACGGGUCCUCUUUUGCCAUUAUGUACUCGUGGUACAUGCCCAAGGACUCGCCCUCUUCCGGUCUCGGCCACCGCCACGAGUGGGAGAACGUCGUGGUCUGGCUCUCGUCCGCGAGCACGUCGGCGACCGUGCUCGGCGUCGCCGCCUCUCAGCACGGAGAUCACGUCAAGAGCACCUCGCCCAACAUGUCGGGCACCCGCCCGACCAUUGGCUACAUUAGCUACUGGCCAGUCAACCACCAGAUGAUCUUUACCUCAACUGUGGGCGGAUCGCAGCCCCUCAUCGCCUGGGAGAGCCUCCCGGAGGCGGCCAGGACGGCGCUGACCAACACCAACUUUGGCGACGCGACGGUGCCUUUCAAGGACUCUACCUUUACCAACCAGCUCGCCAAGGCAGCGCUUUAA